GGCCGCCUCCCGGAGCCGGAGCCGAGCCGGAGCCGAGCCGAGCCGAGCCGGCCGCCUGCCGGGCGGCGCCCCCUGCCCCGCCGCAGCGCCCACGUUCACACACCCACCACGUGCUCCCAGCUCCUCUCCUCUCGGGUUCCACAUCAGCCAGUGACCUGACUGAAAAGCCGUAGCCUCGUCCACCCUGUGCUCAAACUGAGCUCAGGCCACAUUAGCUCUCUUCUGAGCAUCUGCAUCUGCUGAUUAAAACAUUAGGAGGAACGUCAGCUUGGAAGCGACGCAUUUGAUCAGCCAAUUACUGUAACAAAAAAGCAGUGAGCUCUGAUUUGAGGCCCCCUCCGUUCCCGCUGUCCCAGCUGCAGUGAUGGAAAACUCGUCGGUGGCGUCGGCCUCCUCGGAGGCGGGGAGCAGCCGCUCGCAGGAGAUCGAGGAGCUGGAGCGCUUCAUCGACAGCUACGUGCUGGAGUACCAGGUGCAGGGGCUGCUCGCCGACAAGACGGAGGGGGACGGGGAGAGCGAGAAGACGCAGUCCAACAUCUCGCAGUGGACGGCGGAUUGUAGUGAGCAGCUUGAUGGCAGCUGUUCCCCAUCCAGAGGGAAGGGCUCGUCGUCUCACGAACACAAUCAGGAAGAGUGGGAUCACAGCAGCGGUGGGAGCGCAGGAUCCCGGCCGGGGUCGGGCUCCAGACGUGGGUCUGGAUCCAGGUCUGGCAGCCGCGGCGGAAGCAGCCAGUUCAGGCAACCGACCAAGAAUGGCAACAAGGAGGGCUCCCUCGACAUGCUGGGCACCGACAUCUGGGCUGCCAACACCUUCGACUCCUUCAGCGGUGCAACGUGGGAUUUGCAGCCUGAAAAACUAGAUUUCACGCAGUUUCACAGGAAGCUCCGAAACACCUCCAAACACCCGCUGCCUCACAUAGACAGAGAAGGGCUCGGAAAAGGGAAGUACGAGGACGGUGACAGCAUCAACUUGAACGACAUAGAGAAAGUCCUCCCGGUGUGGCAGGGUUACCAUCCAUUGCCUCAUGAAGCUGAAAUCGCACACACCAAAAAGCUCUUCAGAAGGAGGAGAAACGACCGGAGGCGACAGCAGAGACUUCCUGGUGGGAACAAGUCUCAGCAGCACGCAGAUCAUCAGCAAGGCGGCACCAAACACAACAGGGACCACCAGAAACUCUACCAAGGAGGCCAGGCCCCUCACUCCUCAGGCAGGACGGGCCACCACGGCUACAGCCAGAACCGGAGAUGGCACCACAACCAGAAGCACUCGCCCAACGACAAAGAAACGCACAGAAACGCCAAAGAGACUGAGAAUUUGAAAAUCGAGGACAGCUCCGUCUGCACGGUGCACAGCCCGUCGGAGACGCAGCGGGGCCCGGAGGCGGUGGAGAAGCAGUCCCAGCAGUACAUCCAGGAGCCGGAGACCAAGCGGAGAGACAGUAUUCACGAGCGCAUUGGGGAGAGACCCAAGAUCAAUUUGCUCCAGUCUUCCAAAGACAGGCUGCGGAGGAGGCUAAAAGAAAAGACGCCUUGUCUUUCCCUUUUCACGGACCAGGACGAAGUCACGGUUGAAACCACCAACCCUGAAAAGAACAAAAUGGACAAAUUAAUUGAAAUCCUAAACAGCAUGAGGAACAACAGCAGUGAUGUUGACUCCAAGCUCACCACCUUCAUGGAGGAGGCCCAGAACUCCACCAACUCUGAGGAGAUGCUGGGGGAGAUAGUUAAGACCAUCUACCAGAAAGCGGUGACAGACCGCAGCUUUGCUUCCACAGCAGCCAAGCUCUGUGACAAAAUGGCCCUCUUUAUGGUGGAAGGAACCAAAUUCCGGAGUCUGCUCCUCAACAUGUUGCAGAAGGAUUUCACCAUGCGGGAGGAGCUGCAGCAGCGGGACGUGGAGCGCUGGCUGGGGUUCAUCACCUUCCUCUGCGAGGUCUUCGGCACCAUGAGGAGCAGCACCGGAGAGCCCUUCCGAGUCCUCGUCUGCCCCAUCUAUACCUGCCUCAGGGAGUUGUUGCAAUCUCAGGACGUGAAGGAGGACGCCGUGCUUUGCUGCUCCAUGGAGCUGCAGAGCACCGGCCGGCUGCUGGAGGAGCAGCUGCCCGAGAUGAUGACGGAGCUGCUGGCCAUCGCCCGCGACAAGAUGCUGUGCCCCUCCGAGUCCAUGCUGACGCGGUCCCUCCUGCUGGAGGUCAUCGAGCUGCACGCCAACAACUGGAACCCGCUGACGCCCACCAUCACGCAGUACUACAACAAGACAAUCCAAAAACUGACAGCCUGAGGGGCAGGGCAGGGAGGGGUGGGAAGGGGCGAGAAGGAGACAUGCACCUUAGCGGGAUCCGGCUCUCGCGGCCCGGCGAGCGCCUUUCUGAUUUAAAUACCUAAGCAGACAAACCCCAGCAUGCUUGAGAAUACGUUCGUGGGGUGGGGAGGGAGAAGCAUGUUUCUUUUCAGCUGUGUCGCCAAGUGCCACCCCUCUUCCCUGCCGUGUUUUUGUUUUAGGGUUUCUUUUAUGAAAUCGUUGCUCCAGCAGCAGUGCAUCCCGCCGGGUUAUUGUUUGGCUUUAGAAAGAAGACAGCGAAUUGGAAAAGCGAGCCCGAGUGGGGGCUAGUAUUGUUUUCACACCGUCCUCCGGGCUUGCCCUGGCCAACUGGUAGGAGACAGCACGCAGCAGAUGUCCCGGGAGGACAAAGCACGACACACACUACACCAGACGCUCAUAAUUGACGGCUUUUGUCAAGCGGAGCUUUCGUUAUUUCCCCCCCCUCCUCCUCUUGUCUUCGACUUUCUGCUCCCCCACCUCCCCUCCGUCUACUCGCCGCCCCUUCGGACACCAACCGGCGAGCAGGAUGGCUUUCUUAUUUGCACUGGGUUUUGUUUUUCUUGGUCAUUUGUAUUUUAUUCUAUUUUAUUUUAUUUUAUUGUGAACGGACAAUUGCGAUCAGCGCGGAGACGUGGAAGUGACGCCUUCCUGCGAGCUCACAAAUGGUUUACGUGAAGAUGCUGAAGUAGGAGGAGGAUUUUUAAGGAGCCCAAAAGCCACUGUAGAAGUAACAUAGCCACAGUUCUCUUGCCAGUAACCUCGCAGAUUAACUGAAAAAUGUGUGCCCUGAGCUGGGAGCUCCAAGAAACACGGGAUGCUGGGGCUGCUUGCUCUGGCUGGUAAAGCCGCCGCAUCCCCCAUCCACUAAACUAUAACCCAUUUAUUUUUUUGUAAUUUUUUUGUUUCCGUUGAAAGAGUGCUUUAUUGUAAUUACUGUCAUGGUUGUAAUAAUACGUUUAAAACCAGGCCCAUUGUAGUUGGGCCUAGUAAUGUACAGGGCAAUGGAGAAAUGAAGACUUGAUGUUCUUCUUGGGAAACCAGUAGAGAGAAGACAAGAAGUGCAU
Cygnus olor (mute swan) is the source of this 3387-nucleotide messenger RNA. RefSeq names its product cap binding complex dependent translation initiation factor (gene CTIF). The transcript has 14 exons. Gene Ontology annotation, biological process: regulation of translational initiation. Lineage: Eukaryota; Metazoa; Chordata; Aves; Anseriformes; Anatidae. The record is from RefSeq and is a predicted model, not a curated record. The coding region runs from base 365 to 2281 and encodes 638 amino acids. Gene Ontology annotation, cellular component: cytosol. Gene Ontology annotation, molecular function: RNA binding; protein binding; translation activator activity.